AUGGAUGACAGCAUCUCCAGAUUCAACGAGCCACAUCGCAUCUCCCCGAUAGAGCUGCCUCGCAAAGCCACGCCAACACCCGACGAGCAGCGCCAUACCGACCUCCUAGCAUCACGGACUUCAUACCAAUCAACCCGCGGAAAGAGUCCUAAGACCGCGACUAAUACGCAACAUUUCCCUUCCACUUCAUACACAACAUCAACCGACAGAAUGCAGCGAUCCGGCUACGGGCAAUCGCCCCCUUUACACCACCCUGUCCCGCAACACGUCUCAACCGUGCCCCAACUACGAUCACCGCCGCCGCCCACGUCGCAACCUCAAUCGGGCUAUGAUGGAAGCCCUUACCAACAGCAAGGGCGGGCGCCGUCAGGAAACAUGUUCGGCCAGUACGGAAACUUCAUAAACGACCCGGCCGCGCAGUUGGCCUCGCAGUUCGGACAGACGGCUUUCAAGCAGGGACAGGAAUACCUCGAGCAGAAUGUCAACCGCUUUGUCAGUGUCUCGGCGCUUAAACACUACUUCAACGUCACCAACUCCUACGUAAUAAACAAGCUAUUCCUUGUCCUGUUUCCCUGGAGGCAUAAGCCCUGGUCCCGCAAGCAGACAGUCAGCCCCGGCGGCCAGGAAGGGUGGUACCUGCCUCCCAGGGACGACAUCAACAGCCCCGACAUGUAUAUCCCGGUCAUGUCUCUGGUCACCUACAUCUUUCUCCAGACCCUCAUCGCCGGUCUUGGUGGUGCGUUCAAGCCGGAACUGUUCGGAUACGUUGCGACAACUGCGCUAGUGGUGGUUGUUGUUGAAAUUCUGGGCUUGAAGCUGGGAUGUUACCUCCUGAGCAUCUCCAACGAAUCGCAGCUUUUGGACCUCGUCGCGUACUCUGGGUACAAGUUUGUUGGCGUUAUUGUCACCAUCUCUAUUGCCGAGAUUGCCAAUGGCGGCAAGGGAACCGGUGGUAUGAUCGGCUGGACCGUCUUUGCUUACACUUUCUUCGCGAAUGCGCUUUUCUUGAUGCGCUCCUUGAAAUACGUCCUUCUGCCCGAGAACAACAACAACGCCCAGGGUCCUAUGCAAACCAUGCCCACCGAGGGUCGGGCAAAGAGAUCGCAGAGGCUCCAGUUCCUCUUCUUCUACGCCUACAUCGUGCAGCUCUUUUUCAUGUGGAUUCUGAGCCGGCCAUGA
Molecule: messenger RNA, 1179 nt
Organism: Sordaria macrospora k-hell
Lineage: Eukaryota; Fungi; Ascomycota; Sordariomycetes; Sordariales; Sordariaceae
Biological process (GO): endoplasmic reticulum to Golgi vesicle-mediated transport
Cellular component (GO): COPII-coated ER to Golgi transport vesicle; endoplasmic reticulum-Golgi intermediate compartment; Golgi membrane
Source: RefSeq, a predicted model, not a curated record